Closterium sp. Yama58-4 is the source of this 1665-nucleotide messenger RNA. The record is from the annotation of a GenBank genome assembly. Lineage: Eukaryota; Viridiplantae; Streptophyta; Zygnematophyceae; Desmidiales; Closteriaceae.
AUGGACGUGUGGGGCCCCGCCCGCGUCCGUGGACAGGGCGGCGAGCGGUACUUUCUGCUGGUUGUUGACGACUACACGCGUUACACCACGGUCUUCCCCUUACGCACCAAGGGUGAGGUCCCUGCUAUCUUGAUCCGUUGGAUCCGCGCUGUCCAUCUCCAGCUCCGCGAGCGGUUCCACACGGACCUUCCUGUCCUGCGUCUGCACUCUGACAAAGGUGGUGAGUUCUCCUCCGACCUCUUGCGGGCCUUCUGUCAGGGGGAGGGCAUCCUCCAGUCGUUCACGCUUCCGGCCUCCCCGCAGCAGAAUGGGGUUGCUAAGCGCCGCAUUGGCUUAGUCAUGGAGAUCGCUCGUACCUCCAUGAUCCAUGCGGCUGCUCCCCAUUUUCUGUGGUCGUUUGCGGUCCGGUACACUGCGCAUCAGCUCAACCUCUGGCCCGGUGUCUCCUUGCCGAAGACCUCGCCCACACUGCGUUGGACGGGGGAGGUUGGCGAUGCAUCACAGUUCCGAGUCUGGGGCUCUCGUGCCUUUGUCCGCGAUACCUCUGCGGACAAGCUCUCCUCCCGCGCCAUUCCCUGCGUCUUCCUUGGCUUUCCCCCUGACGCGCCUGGCUGGCAGUUUUACCACCCCACCUCGUGCCGUCCCCCUCUGGUAGACCCCCUCCCCCCUCAGAAUCCUGCUCCUUUAGGUGUGUCUCAGGUAGACCCACUUCCUUUGGUUGAGCUUGUCAAGGCUACUGUUGACUCAGGCGCUGCUGGGGUUGGUCCUGCUCGAGGUGCUGCGUCUGGUGGUGCUGAGCCUGGGGGUGCUGAGCCUGGGGGUGCCGAGUCUGAGGGUGCGGAGCCUGGGGGUGCUGAGCCUAGGGGUGCUGAGCCUGGGGGGACAGAGCCUGAGCGAGCGGAGCCUGGGGGUGCUGAGCCUGGGGGUGCUGAGCCUGCGGGUGUGGAGCCUGGGGGUGCUGAGCCUGGGGGUGCUGAGCCUAAGAGUAUUGCUUCUACAGCCCUCGAGUUGCUAGCCCUGGAGGUACUGCUGGAGGUCCUGGAGGUACUAGAGGAGCUGGAGCUGUUAGUCCUGGAGGUGCUCGUACUGGAGGUACUGGAGCUGCCAGAGCUGGUGGUGCUGCCAGUAUUGGUGGUGCUGUUGGUGCUGGCACUACUAGUCCCGGAGGUGCUUGUACUGGAGGUACUGGAGGUGCUCUCUCACCACAGCAGCUGCGCGAGUGGUACGCUCAGCGCUGCCGCCUUCGGAGUGGCGCUGCUGGAGCUGGAGGCACUGCCGCUGGAGACGCUGAAGUUGGAGGUACCGGAGGAGCUGGAGCUGCUGGUCCUGGAGGUGCUCGUACUGGAGGUACUGGAGCUGCCGGGGCUGGUGGUGCUGCUGGUGCUGGAGGUGCUGGUGGUGCUGGCACUGCUGGUCCCGGAGGUGCUCGUACUGGGGGUGCUGGAACUACUAGUCCCGGAGACCCUGGAGCUGGAGGCACUUGGGCUGGAGGCGUCGGAGCUGGAGGCGCUGGCGCUGGAGGCGCUGGGGUCGGCGGCCCUAGAGCUAGAGCUCCUGGUCCUGGAGGUGCUCGUACUGGAGGUACUGGAGCUGCCGGAGCUGGUGGUGCUGCGGGCUCUAGAGCUCGAGGCGCUGGCAUGGAGGCGCUGGAGCUGGAGGCGCUGA